UACCCGGGUAUCAACUCCACCGGCGACUACUACGGCGACGGUUACGACUACCAGCCCGAAUUGGACGCCAGCAAGAUUGUCAUCCCCUCCAUCUACGCGCUGGUGUGCUGCGUGGGCGUGACGGGCAACGCCAUGGUCAUCUACGUCAUCCUCAAGUACGCCAAGAUGAAGACGGCGACGAACAUCUACAUCCUGAACCUGGCCAUCGCCGACGAGCUUUUCAUGCUCAGCGUGCCGUUCCUGGCCACCUCGGCCGCCGUGCACCACUGGCCGUUCGGCUCGCUCAUGUGCCGCCUGGUGCUCAGCGUGGACGGCAUCAACAUGUUCACCAGCAUCUUCUGCCUGACGGUGCUAAGCGUGGACCGCUACAUCGCCGUAGUGCACCCCAUCAAGGCGGCACGCUACCGGCGGCCCGCCGUGGCCAAGGUGGUGAACGUGUGCGUGUGGGGCCUGUCGCUGCUCGUCAUCAUGCCCAUCAUCGUCUUUGCCGACACCGUACCGGCCGAGGACGGCGGCGUCGACUGCAACUUCCUGUGGCCCGAGUCGUCCUGGUCUGAGGUGUUUGUGGUCUACACAUUCCUGCUGGGGUUCCUGCUGCCCGUGGCGGCCAUCUGCUUGUGCUACUGCCUGAUCGUGGUGCGGAUGCGGGCCGUGGGCCUCAAGGCCGGCUGGCUGCAGCGGCGCCGCUCGGAGAAGAAGAUCACCCGCAUGGUGCUGCUGGUGGUGGCCGUCUUCAUCAUCUGCUGGAUGCCCUUCUACAUAGUGCAGCUGAUCAGCGUGUUCCGGCGGCCACCGGACCCCAUGGUGACGCAGCUCUUUGUCAUCCUCAGCUACGCCAACAGCGGUGCCAACCCCAUCCUCUAUGGCUUCGUCUCGGACAACUUCCGCAGGUCGUUCCAGCGGAUUGUCUGCUUCCGGUGGCUGGAGAGCGGGCUCGACGCAGAGCAGGUGGACUACUGCGCAGUGGCGCUGAAGAGACAGGCCACGUUGGGGCCACCGGACUUCCCCAAGGAGGUUUGCCUGGCCUCGGACAUGGUGUUUCGCAACGGGACCUGCACCUCACGGACCACUACCUUAUGA
This is a messenger RNA of Engraulis encrasicolus (European anchovy), 1080 nucleotides long. It is a transcript of the gene sstr1b, whose product is annotated as somatostatin receptor 1b. The coding region runs from base 133 to 1080 and encodes 315 amino acids. Gene Ontology annotation, cellular component: plasma membrane; neuron projection. The transcript has 4 exons. The record is from RefSeq and is a predicted model, not a curated record. NCBI's taxonomy places the organism in Eukaryota, Metazoa, Chordata, Actinopteri, Clupeiformes, Engraulidae. Gene Ontology annotation, molecular function: somatostatin receptor activity; neuropeptide binding. Gene Ontology annotation, biological process: neuropeptide signaling pathway; cellular response to glucocorticoid stimulus.